AGGGUGAGAACUCCGCCAACGCACGAGGACACUGCGGAUGGGAAGCCACGAGGCUUUUUCACAGACAUGGUACCACCUGGGGAAGACAGUGAUACCUGGGACGCUGCUCAACCGGCCAGAUCUACAAGCAUUAAACGAAACCAAACGAGAUGUGACGAUAGUCUCCCGAAAAGACCCAAAGAGUGGUGGGAAGCGAAGCAACGAACACAACCCAAGCGGAGACUAACAGGACCUCGCAAUUUCGAAUUUGAUCUCCCGGAGCACCUACCCAGCAGUCCAAUGUGUCCGGCGAACCCUAAACACUUGUCAGGUGGUAUUGGUGUUUGUGUUUAUCAUGGAAGAGGGAGAAAAGAGUCUACACUCAAGUUGGAGCAUAAAAUGAGUGACAGACGCCAAGGAUCAGAAGUGUCAAUCACUUCGGAGACCGAUGAGAGAUCAACGUGGGACUGAUGCCGGCUUAGGCUUCGUUCAUGACCUAGAUGAAAUCAAAUUAACGUAUUCUUGCAGUCCUAUUAUAUCUCUUGAGCGCCACUCGAAGUAAUUGAUCCCCCAAUUCAAUAAUAUCUAGG
This is a messenger RNA of Colletotrichum phormii, 569 nucleotides long. RefSeq lists its product as uncharacterized. The coding region runs from base 67 to 450 and encodes 127 amino acids. The transcript has a single exon. The record is from RefSeq and is a predicted model, not a curated record. NCBI's taxonomy places the organism in Eukaryota, Fungi, Ascomycota, Sordariomycetes, Glomerellales, Glomerellaceae.